AUGGAAGCAGAGCUCAAGGAGCUGCUGGGCGCCGCCUCGUCUGUCGUCGGGCGCAAUGCGCAGAGUGGUACUUUACGGAAUGAGGAUUUCCGGCAACUGCUCACAAAGAAGGCAGCGCAGGCAUCAGCGAAUGCGGCCAAUGCAUCACCACAGACGCAGCCCACUCACUCAUUCAGUCAUCGUCAGGCUGCCGACUCAAAAAGGAUUUCCGGCACAACUGUGAAAACAAAGAAACCGAGGGAACGAGUCAACGAGGAUGAUGAGGAUAACAUAUUUGGGCCUUCAAAUUUGAAUGAAAUUUUAAAAAAUUACCGUGAUCGUGCCGAAGAAAGACGCAAAGGCAUUGGCAAGGAUGAUACGGUGGACGAUUUGCAAGCUAGUAACGCCUACCGGGCAGUCCCUGGCGACGUUCGUGCAACAGCUGAUGCGGCACAACGUCGGAAGCAAGCUAUUCAGGAAAGUAAAUAUCUCGGCGGUGACAUGGAACACACUCACUUGGUGAAGGGCCUCGAUUACUCACUGCUCCAUAAAGUUCGUUCGGAAAUUGCUAUGAGAGAGCAGAAGAAUGAUGAGGCUUUGGAAUCACAGUAUAAU
This is a messenger RNA of Gongylonema pulchrum, 594 nucleotides long. NCBI's taxonomy places the organism in Eukaryota, Metazoa, Nematoda, Chromadorea, Rhabditida, Gongylonematidae. The record is from the annotation of a GenBank genome assembly.